AUGGAAAUAGUUGAUAGUUAUCACAAGCUAGAUCCUGUUUCUGAGCUACCAGAUUGGUACUAUCCAUUUUACAGACAAUUUGUCAAAUUCAUGAUGUCAUGUAGUAUUAUGGUGUUUAUGGUAUGUUUGGUAAUUGCCAGUGCCAUUGGUGUAAUUGUAUACCGUGUUGUAUCCAGAGUGGAUUACAGUAACAAUCCAAUGGAGGAGUUUGUUUACUCUACUCUACUAUCUUCUGUUCUCAACUCAGUCUCUAUAAUGAUUAUGGGCAAGAUUUAUGAAAUACUGGCCUAUAAACUAACUGAUUGGGAAAACCACCGUACUCAGACAUCAUACGAUGACGCACUCAUAAUAAAACUGUUUGCAUUCCAGUUUGUCAACAGUUAUGUGUCAUUGUAUUACAUUGCAUUCUUCAGAGAUGAAACUUCAAAUGAUGGGAUCUUAGAUUUUGGACCGGAGUAUGAAGACACAUGUGACAACAACGACUGCAUGUCAAUGUUAUCAUUUCAAGUCUUAGUGCUUAUGUUGUUGAAACCUUUGCCAAAGUUCUUCAAAGAUAUUAUAUUACCUUGGUUUAUUAAAAACGUCAAGAAAUGUCUGCGGAAAUGCAAAAAUAACAAAGUGGAUGAAGCCGAGAAGCCGGACGAUAGCACUAAGGUUGAAAUGAAUGAUUUCUUAGAACGAGAACGUCAGAAACCUCCAGUAGGAGACGUUUCUCGUAGUCCACCCGUUGGUGAUUUCACACUGAUGGAGUACAACGAGAAGAUAAUCCAGUAUGGAUACCUUAUGGAGAAGUACCAAGUCACCAAGAUAUUGGAAACAGCUGGAUUGAUGCCCUUAGAGGAAGGUGCCCCGAUGAUAACUAGUGCAACGGCACAUCUCGUAGGUGGUUACAGUAUGCACCAGAUUGGUUUGACUGGCGCUGGCGUCCCUGCAAUCCAUCCAUAUGAGAAACGCAGAGAAAGUCUAUCAUUCUCUAGUCCUACAAAGUCUAGUAGUAUUGGUAUUGACCGUGACAUUGCCAGGUACGAUACCCAGGGUAAUAUGCAUUUUAAAGUGACUGAUGAUCUGUUUGCCUGUUCUCUACCAUUGGCUCCGUUAAUAGCUCUGCUAACUAAUCUGUGUGAUAUACGUGUUGAUGCUAAAAGAUUACUCUGGUUCAAUAGAAGACCUGUAGCCCUAGUUGCACAAGAUAUUGUUAGUUGGCUUGUUCUUAAACUUGUCAGCUCUUGUAAACUUUAUGAAACUUUAUAUUCACAGCAUUGUGUAUUUGCUAUCAAGUUCUUGAUUGCCUAUAUGAUACCUGACGUACCUACGGAUGUCAGCCUCUCAAUGAGAAGGGAGAAGUACCAAGUCACCAAGAUAUUGGAAACAGCUGGAUUGAUGCCGUUAGAGGAAGGUGCCCCGAUGAUAACUAGUGCAACGGCACAUCUCGUAGGUGGUUACAGUAUGCACCAGAUUGGUUUGACUGGCGCUGGCGUCCCUGCAAUCCAUCCAUAUGAGAAACGCAGAGAAAGUCUAUCAUUCUCUAGUCCUACAAAGUCUAGUAGUAUUGGCAUUGACCGUGACAUUGCCAGAAGAAGGAGAGCGCUUCGCAAUGUCAAAUGGUACAUGUAACAUACAUAGGAUACGUUAAUAAUAAUUGUGUUAAUGGUUGAGUUACGGAAUGGAUGGUGCGACGUACAUAGAUCCAGAGGUCGAUGACAAAUUCCCCGAUCCUGAAAAUAAAUCAAAAAGAAGAAGAAGAAAGAAAAAACAUCAUCAGGACAGUGACCUUGAC
Messenger RNA from Saccoglossus kowalevskii, 1777 nucleotides. RefSeq names its product anoctamin-7-like. Gene Ontology annotation, cellular component: plasma membrane. Gene Ontology annotation, biological process: chloride transmembrane transport. Gene Ontology annotation, molecular function: protein dimerization activity; chloride channel activity. NCBI's taxonomy places the organism in Eukaryota, Metazoa, Hemichordata, Enteropneusta, Harrimaniidae. The record is from RefSeq and is a predicted model, not a curated record.